Messenger RNA from Rhizopus microsporus ATCC 52813, 2445 nucleotides. RefSeq lists its product as uncharacterized. Gene Ontology annotation, cellular component: cytoplasm. The record is from RefSeq and is a predicted model, not a curated record. Lineage: Eukaryota; Fungi; Mucoromycota; Mucoromycetes; Mucorales; Rhizopodaceae. The coding region runs from base 1 to 2445 and encodes 814 amino acids. Gene Ontology annotation, molecular function: ubiquitin protein ligase binding. Gene Ontology annotation, biological process: proteasome-mediated ubiquitin-dependent protein catabolic process; regulation of proteolysis. The transcript has 3 exons.
AUGUUUGAUACACCUCCUGGUACUCUUCAUGAUUCGUUAAACAAGCUCUUCAAUCAUCCUAAAGAAUACUUGGCGGACGUAUGCUUUUGUUUUCCUUCAGCUGAAAUAUGGGCUCAUAGAGCCAUUAUUUUAGCACGAGCACCAAAAAGCUUCAUAGAACGGUACUUACCAGAAAUACUGGAUGGAACCCAUUUGCCUUUAAAGUUGGAUAUCAGUCAUGUCGUUCGUCAAACUUCAUUUACCUCUUUACUCCGUUUCUGGUACACUGCUUCUUUUGUAUCACCAGACUUGAAUGAUACAUCAGAAUUGAUACGAAAUGAAUUGGAAGCACUCAGCAUUCAACUAGGCACGCCUCUCUUGCCUUUGCAUUCUGACGCCGUACCCGAUUCUGUGCAAUUAGUCAGUGACUUGAAACGAAUGCUGCAUGAAGAUAUGGCGACCGAUGUAACCAUUCACAUUGUAUCAUCAUCUGACGAAGCCAAAAAACCUGACACAGUCAUGAUUUUAUCUACAAGUCCUGAUAACCACACAUAUCCAGUAGAUAUUCACAUUGCCUCUUUCAAGGCUCACAAGUUCCUCUUGGCUGUCCAAUCGUCUUAUUUUUACUCGCUCUUUUGCACUCAGUUUCAGGAAGCAUUGAGUUCAGUCGUUCAUUUGACAGACGAUCUUUUUAAUGCAGCCAUUGUUGACACACUCCUCCAUUUUUUCUACACAGAUAAAGUCAUGGUAUCCCCACUUCCGUCUGAUCCCUCAAAAUCAGCAUUGCAACGUCGGCUUUUACAAAAGAAGCAUGCUCUGAGAGUCAUCCAAAAGACAUUUUAUGCUGCAGACUAUCUUGGACACAGUGAGACUCUUGGGAAGGCUCUAUUGUAUGAAAUGCAGGAGUUAUGUCAUCAGUUCAAGUGCGUAUGUCACGAAUGCGCAGUCUUGCUUCCCUCCAUGUUGGCUUGGUCCGACAAGCACGCAGAAGGACUGCCGCAGCUGAAGCAAGCGCUGGUUCUUCUUUAUUGCGAUCCUGUGCAUUCGCUUCCUUCACUUUGGCCACAGCGUCCCUUUUCGUUUCUUAUUGCCUCCUUGGUUCCUUCUGCAGCGACAGUAGGCGAAAAUAUGCUACAGGCUAUGCUCAAACAAGACUCGUUUCUUCGUAGUCGCAAACAGAGAACUAUCAUCCAUGACAUCGAAGCACGCACAUUCUCAAAUGUGACAAAACAUAACGCCAUUCACGUUCUACACGCUCUUCACCUUUGCUUUUCCCAUAUUCGCUGCGCUGAUCCUUCUCCUUCUUGGUCCCGACCUGCCUUGGAUUUAAUAUACCCCAUUCUACACUAUACAGUCAGCAUGGUGUCUCAGUUCUUUGAUUUUUACUGCGUUGAAUACCCCAUUCUAUUGUCCUGCGUGGAUGGCAUCGGAGCUGGUUUCUCUGUUGACUUUCUUGAUUUCCUCUUGUCUCAUGUACUGAAAGAAGGCAUUCAAGAAACAAACGCAGGCGUUAUAUAUCAAGGUAUCGUCCGUUACCUGAUCGCACGACAAGAGGUCGUCAAGAAUAUGGCUAUUGACGAUGUGUUGUUGAAAGCCAGAAAACGUUGUGCUGCGUACAUUGCUCAGCGAUGGACCAAGGUCAAGGCCCAAGGCGGCUUCAUGAAGCUCGAAAAGACCACGUUACGUCAGUUGUCUGAGGAUACCAACGUGCCUUACCGCGCUCUCAGUAAACCGUACGAUUCAGAUUUUACUACCAUCUUCAGCUUCAAGCCACGGAAAUUCAAAAAAUCAUCCUAUAUCCGUCGACUCUCCAUGGUUUCCACAGAUCGCGUUCGUCCUCCGACCAGGCCAAGAGCAUUCUCUGCCGAAUGCGCAUUAGGUGAUGCUCAACUCCAUCUCUUAGAAACGGAGACGAGUAACCGGUUAUCGACCACAUCAUCUUUGCUUGAACAACAGCAACAACGACCGAUGCUUCGAACGAGCUCUUCAUUCACAUCAUUGACAGAUCAAUUGCUUCCUCUGGAUCCUCUUCCACCACCUCCUCGAUUAGAAGAGCGCCCGAGCCGAUUAAAGUUUGAAUUGCCCGUGGCACCGGCACGAUCUAGAUCACCUUCCAAGCCUACAUUGACGGCCAAGAUGGCAAAAGGAGGACAUGGAGGGAAAGGAAGAAGGUCAAGAUGGAGUAUAGGCAGCAGCGAUAUAAGUGAUGAUGAUGAAUCAGAUAAUAAUGUACUUGGCAUAGGCGACAAGAUUAAAUUACUCAAUCGUCCCUUACCGACACUGGGUACCAUCAAGUAUAUUGGACCCGUUGAAUUUGCAGAGGGGCCCUAUAUUGGUGUAGAGCUUGAAAGUAGAUUGGGCAAGAGUGAUGGUUCGGUAGAUGGAGUUCGAUACUUUUAUACUGAUCCUCAACGAGCUCUGUUUGUCAGACCCAGUGACCUUGAAAUACUUUAUCAUCAAAAAUAA